CUGUGUGAAAUGUCAGUGUAGGUGUGCUGACUGCAGUUGCCAGCAGUCUCUGUGUGAAAUGUCAGUGUAGGUGUGCAGUUGCCAGCUAGUAACAGACAUACUAGUUUUGGAGUGAUCACGUUUUCCCCAUUCUUUGUUGUUGUACGACUCAGCCCUCCUUCCACCACCACCACUACCACCAACAACACCACCAACACCCCAGAACAUAAGGCAGUCAGAUGGGGCAUGCGGCAUGGUGUAGUCACCGCCACAGUUACUGAGGGGAAGUGUGUUCUCACCCAGUUCAAAGUGGCGACAGUGUGUACAAUGAGAGGGUCUUUCCCACACAUACCUCCAACUGUGAAGAAGCUGCAGCUCUGUCUGAUACUCGGCACUUUGAUUAUCGUGCUUAACAUCAUCGUGCGUCACACCUCACUCGUUUCAUCUCCCGCAAGAGAGAGCUGUCUGUCGGCACUCAUCGUUAUGCAGGCGUCAGGAACAGCCGACAGCGAGACCAGCAGACAACCGGCGCUCUCUGGGCACAGGAACCACGUGACUGCCCGACAUGAGCAUCUGACGUUAACGAACCCCAUUGCUCAUCACCACCAUCGGACGUCACAAAGGCAAGUCACCACAGCUCACCCACAUGUAACUUCAUCACACCCCCUGACCGUCCAUCAUUGGUCAGUGAAUCCCUCAACGCAUCUUGAAAGUCUGGGGUCCGACAGACAGUUACAUAAACUCACUCCGUCCUCUCGGCUGGACACGCGACUUGAUGGCCAUCUUCGAGCCUUUGCGACCCGGCUGAGUGCCAGGAACCGCCGCAUCACGCGCGAUAUCGUCGCGACCUUUUCGGCGGCCAUGACUGAGGCGUCCUUGACCUUCUUUCUCUACAGUGGCAGUCUGCUGGGCUCGUGGCGCCAUCACGGUCUCGUGCCCUGGGAUGAUGACGUGGACAUGGCUGUGCCCCGCUGGCAGGCUCAGGCCGUGUACCGCGCUCUGGGCCGCCUUAAGCCACUCUAUUAUCUCGACGUCCGCCAAAAGACUCGUUGGAAGCUGUACUCCAUCCAUUCGCACCCCAUCCACCUGGCCACGUGGAGCUGGCCCUUCGUCGACAUCAGCUUCUACGAGUCCAACAGCAGUCACGUGUGGGACCAUGACCCCGCCUACCUGGCCUUCACCUUCCCCAUCAAAGACGUGUUUCCGCUGUGCCAACGGCCGUUCCUGGACUUGCUGUUGCCCGCACCUAGAGACACGGAAGCCGUGCUGAGCCGCACCUUCAACCUUGCCAUCUGUAAGGUGGGCAGGUACGACCACCGCACCGAGUCCAUCAGGACUGGCGACAGCGACCUGGCUUCCGUGCCGUGUGAGCAACUGCAGAACGUCUUCCCUUUCGUCAGGAGGCAGGCUGCUGUAGGCGGGCAUGGAGGUUGUAACGAGAGUCUCGUUUUGGAUGGAGCUGUGCUAGCCUGGAGUUUGCUUGACAGUACACGGUGUUGAGCGCGGAUGGAAGUGUGCUCGUCUGAAGUCUGACAGUACACGGUGUUGAGCACGGAUGGAAGUGUGCUCGUCUGAUGUCUGACAGCACACGGUGUUGAGCAAGGCUUGGAUAUUUAGAGUCUGUACUAAAGCCUCUCUAAACAAAUAAUCAGAGGUCCGAGAAGAGGAGAGUAGGAUGGGUGUAGGGGAUGUUAGGGACUGUAGUCAUUGUAAGGCGCUAAAAGUUUUAUGGUCAACGCAGUGGUUUUCAUGUAAAGUGUUUCUACCUCAGUACCUACCAGCUGUCUUUAGCAUCCUUCUUACUCUUUUCCUAUGUGUCCCUUUUUGUUGCAUUCCUUCCUCUCUCUCUUAGUCUUUCCACCUCUACAUCUAAGUGCGUGCACAUGUGUGUAAAGGAGAAUUUUGCAGACAUGUGUGUGUCAGCGGCAGGGAUGGCAUACGUGCGUACGUACGUGCGUCACUUGCCAUUGUCAUCAAGCUGAAAAGUUCCCAGGGCUCAGAAGCUGGAACACGCGCUGUAUCUAUCUAAUGUGUAUAUGUGUAUGUGUGUGUGAACUAACUUGUAACAAGACUAUUUUUAGGGUCUGUUUUAUACGUUUCCAGAUGAAAGUAUAUCACUCUAUGCAAUAUUUUGAAAUAAAUUUCGUCAAACUCAGGAUCAUUGGCUCUGGUUUAGACAUGUGCAAGCUUCUUGCUUCAUAUUUAGCAUAUGAUUACUUCCAUUAUGAACUAUCUGGUAUUCACAUCGACGCUGUAAACCCCGCAUGCCAGAGAGAUUAGGUGAGUCCGUCUUUAUUGCACAUUACAUCUCGAGAGGUUAGAGUGAUUUCGUCUGUCUUUACUAUACAUCUCCAGAGAUUGAGUUCGUCUUUCUUUACUAUAUAUUACAUCUCGAGAGGUUAGCGAGUUCUCCUCUUUAAAGACGUUUCAUAUCGAGAGGUUAAAUUUGAUUUGAAGAAGCUGCAAGGCCCAAAGGUUGAAGAAAUCUUCAAUACUUCCGUUGGAGGAAAAUUUGUGGCACUGAACAUGAUGAGUUGUGACGUAGACUCUCGCCGGAAACACUACAGCUGUGUGACCUCAACCGUGCAGGAAGUGCUUGUGCAGCAAAGGAAGAAGAAACAGUCCUGGGUCACGAAAGAUAACCUACACCUCUAUGAUCAAAGGAUGAGAUUGAAGAAACAGAGGAAAGGUAGCCUAAACGCAGCUUUCGAGUACAAAGCAGUGAAUUCUGACAUUAGCAAAUGGAUAAAGGCAGGGAGGAAGAAAGAGCAGUAUGCAGUCUGAAGCAAUUACCUGGCGUUGACAACGUGCCAGGUGAGCUCCUCAACCAGGGCAGGAAUGAAACAAUAGCAGUCGCAGCUCAGUGUCAGAGAGUCUGGGCAUUAAAAGAAUGGACCAAAGAAUGAGUGCAAUCACUAUCCCUAUCCCCAUCCAGAGAAAGUAAACAAAAAUCAAAACCAUAAGCCUAAUUAUCCACCAUAGCAAAGUAACGCGAAGUAUCUCAUUAAUACUACUGGAUUACUCAUUACUAGCUUGCUAGCAGACCAGGCUGGCUUGACACCAGGACGGAAGACAGGUCACCAGAUCUUUCACUGUCGCAUGUGGUAGAGAAGCAUCUUCGCCAUCAACGGGACCACUAUCACAACGUCCUUUACUUUAAAGAGUCUGGUGCGAAGGGUUAUGGCAUGUGAUGUUAGCAUUCAAAAUCUUGUACAAGUCAUGGAAGUGCUGUGUAAGUGCUCAACGAGUGCAUUACUGCUGGAUGACCAAACAGAAGCUUUUCUACUCUCGCACUACAGUAGGUGCAGGUCAAGGGUGCCCCCUACCACCAGUGCGACUCACCUUAACAUAGAUAUAGGUAAACGACAAAUAUAUCAAGGAAAGAAUCUGCAUAUAUUGCAAGUCCUAACCUAUCACGGCUGCAUAAGAGUUUAGUCACAAAAUUAAGUACUACCUAAUUUAAGAUCACUUUUACAGAUUUCAACAGUGAGUACAUUAUACAUUCUUGUAGCAUUUAAGUCUUAUCUGCUCAGGACUUAACACCACAACAACAUCCAGGGAAACUGUCAGGUUCCUUUGGAAGAGCACUCCAGAAAACAGCAAACAAUCACUCUUUGCCUCGGCCCUAACUGUGGAUAGGUGUCACAGACAGUGUUCCGACAAGAGUGAGAGUGGGCGCCCUGUCCAGUAAGAGCUGAGCAAAUUAAAUUAAGACAAUAAACAAGAGCAAUAAA
This is a messenger RNA of Pomacea canaliculata, 3713 nucleotides long. RefSeq lists its product as uncharacterized. The coding region runs from base 226 to 1479 and encodes 417 amino acids. NCBI's taxonomy places the organism in Eukaryota, Metazoa, Mollusca, Gastropoda, Architaenioglossa, Ampullariidae. The record is from RefSeq and is a predicted model, not a curated record. The transcript has a single exon.